Messenger RNA from Gracilinanus agilis (Agile Gracile Mouse Opossum), 905 nucleotides. RefSeq names its product somatostatin (gene SST). The transcript has 2 exons. NCBI's taxonomy places the organism in Eukaryota, Metazoa, Chordata, Mammalia, Didelphimorphia, Didelphidae. Gene Ontology annotation, cellular component: extracellular region. The coding region runs from base 1 to 351 and encodes 116 amino acids. Gene Ontology annotation, biological process: regulation of cell migration. The record is from RefSeq and is a predicted model, not a curated record. Gene Ontology annotation, molecular function: hormone activity.
AUGCUGUCCUGCCGCCUCCAGUGCGCGCUGGCUCUGCUUUCCAUCACCUUGGCUUUGAGCAGUGUCAGCGCUGCUCCCUCGGACCCGAGGCUCCGCCAGUUUCUGCAGAAAUCUCUGGCCGCCACAGCAGGGAAACAGGAAUUGGCCAAAUAUUUUUUGGCAGAACUUCUGUCAGAACCCAGCCAGACAGAAAAUGAGGCUUUGGAACCAGAGGAAUUGACCCAGGAUGUGGAACCAGAAGAAAUGCGGAUGGAACUCCAGAGAUCUGCUAACUCGAACCCAGCCAUGACAACCAGAGAACGCAAAGCUGGCUGCAAGAAUUUCUUCUGGAAGACAUUCACAUCCUGUUAGCUUUAGAGAAUUCUUCUCACCCAUUUCAGACCUCUGAGUCCUCUCCUCUAAACCCCUACCUUGUUCCCCAGUUCCCUGAAUCCUCAGCAAGACCAUCACAAUGAAAGCAGAUGAUUGUAAAUAUAAAACAAACAGAUAUGGUAAAAUUUAGAAGAAAAGACAAAAUGUGAUUUCAGAUUGUUUUAUUGAACCUUUCCAUUUUAAUAUACAUGAUUAGCUUGGUUUGUGACUUCAGACUAGUUCUUUACAGUAUACACUCCAACUCUCACAGAUGUAUUAUUUUGAAUUCUUUGUCCUAAUAAAGUUUAUGUUGCAAAUUGUAACCCUUAUAUUUUGAUCAUUUACAACUGAAAUGCCUUUUCAAGGAAAGUUAUGUCUUUAAACGUGCAUAUUUUGAGGAUUUCAGAUGGGGAGUUGCAGCAAAUAUCCCCAGUAAAUAAAAUCCCCUAUUUCAAAUUGUGUUUCCCUGUCUAGCUUGGUGUUUGUAUUUCUAGGUAGGCAUGCUUGAAUACAUACUUGUCUACCAAGCUGUUAUGUGAAAUAUCCAAUGUUCA